Messenger RNA from Engraulis encrasicolus (European anchovy), 288 nucleotides. RefSeq names its product tripartite motif-containing protein 29-like. The transcript is spliced from 2 exons. Lineage: Eukaryota; Metazoa; Chordata; Actinopteri; Clupeiformes; Engraulidae. The coding region runs from base 34 to 288 and encodes 84 amino acids. Gene Ontology annotation, molecular function: zinc ion binding. The record is from RefSeq and is a predicted model, not a curated record.
UCUGGGUCAGCAGUGAAGCGCUGUCUGACCUGCAUGGCCUCCUACUGUGAGGUCCAUGUGAAGGACCACCUCACAUCUCCAGACCUGGACAACCAUGAGCUACAGGAUCUCCAUCACCACAUCCUCUGCCCACAGCAUCACAAAAGGCUGACGUUUUACUGCAGAAACGACCAAUCAGCAAUCUGCUCGCGCUGCUUUCUGCACAAUCACAACGGGCAUGAUGUCAUCGAACAGGCUCGUAUGAAGACUUCUUCCUCUAUGAAAGAAGGUACAUCAUAUAUUUUAUAA